CUUUUUUUUUUCUUCUUUAAAAAAUCCCUUAAAAUUUCAAUUCAAGCAAAAGUGCAAAACCAUAUCUAUACUCUAAAUUACAUCGUUCACUUGAAAGCCGGUGUGAAUGGAAGAACGCGAUGUUAAAAUGCACGCAAAUUCAAAGGGAUUGGAAGCUUCAUUACACAAUUUGAUUCAACUUCACCAUCACAAAUCUCUCAUACUUGCAAAUCAAUCCGAGAAAUCGAAGAAAGACGCGAUUAGGAAAGCGGAACGCGUUUCGGAUCUAUUGGUGGAAGCUGUGAAUGGUGGUGUUCAAGAUUCUUUCAUUUACCAAAAGAGAAUUGAGCUUGAAAUUCGUGCUCUUGCUGGUACCAUUACUAGGUUUACCAAACAAACGGAUCAGUGGCUUAAUGCUACUCAUUCCCUCAACACAGCUAUCAAGGAAAUUGGAGACUUUGAGAAUUGGAUGAAGAUCAUGGAAUAUGAUUUUAAAAGUAUCAAUGCAGCUAUACAAAACAUUCACCAAGAGUGAUCUUGCAGGUUGCAUCAUGUUUUCAUGCAAGUCAUCAUGUAAUUCUAAUCCCUUCCCAUUUCAUUUAUCUAUUCUAGAUUCAGCUCCCAAUAUCAUGUAAAAUUUAUUAGGUAACAACUUGUUUCUCAGCAAAAUAGGUGCCUUAAAGAAGACACAACCUUGUUCCAUAUUCUGAAUGUAAAUUAUGUUUUUUUAUCAAGAUUCUAGAACAUUUAGUUAGAAAGAACUUUUCCUGACUCAUUAUAAUGAUUUUUCCAAGUUUGGUGUAUUUGGGUGGAUGAGAAUUUCUGAAUAUUUAGCAGUAAUCGAAUUCUUAUACAA
This is a messenger RNA of Vicia villosa (hairy vetch), 835 nucleotides long. Its product is annotated as biogenesis of lysosome-related organelles complex 1 subunit 1. The transcript has 3 exons. Gene Ontology annotation, biological process: endosomal transport. NCBI's taxonomy places the organism in Eukaryota, Viridiplantae, Streptophyta, Magnoliopsida, Fabales, Fabaceae. The coding region runs from base 107 to 514 and encodes 135 amino acids. Gene Ontology annotation, cellular component: BLOC-1 complex. The record is from RefSeq and is a predicted model, not a curated record.